AUUCAGCACCACAUCCGGGCUGAGGCUUCACGGCAAGCACACACCAGGCGAGACCAGCAAGCAACCGGCAAUCUUCCAUCGUGUACUGCCGUAACGAUCCAGCGUCAGUCGGACAGCGCUCAGUGUGUCACACCGACUCCGAACUUGUCGACUUGUUUGCUAAGAACCCCUGCGCCUCAUGACGCUCUCCAACAACAUCACCCCCGUUCAACGCUUGGUGCACAUCUACUGAUUCUGGAAAGAUGCGCAGGAGAUGACUACUACCGCUCGACUGCCACUGCGUUUGCGUGGUACGAUUGGGUUGCUCUUGGCACUCCGCAGUCCUAGGGGUGGUGCAAGAAGCAGGGCUGGUACUAAGCGUACGACGUGGGCAAUCAAAAAACUUGGUAGUAUACAGGCCUCACAUCCAGUGCACAUCAAAUGGCCAACUCUCCCUCUCCCCAGUCCCCGCAUCACCCCUCCUGAUCCAACCGCGCUGUGCGGGGCAUCGCCAACAGAAGAACGUGAAAUGCCAUACCCAAUAUAUCCGUCGUGGUCAAAUGGCUUGGACUUCUUCCCAGAGGCUUAUCAGUACCGCUAUGCUAGUCGACGAUCGUCUCGAAGGUCGCGAGUUUCUCGAUGGGCAUUUCCAGAGCUCGCAAUAGGGCCAUGUUGCGAGUUUUGUGUCUCUCAUGACAACAUUCCAAGUCUAGAGGAAGGUUUGUUUGAGCUGGGGAUGAUGGGGCCCCCCUACUUUGACCACGUCUUGGAAGCUUACCAGGACAUCCACUACCACUACAAGCGUGGAUUCGACCAGCAUGGCCCUGAAUCUUGCUACAUCUCUCGCGAGAUUAGACGGCUAUCAAAGCUGCUACGCAAGCUGUACCUCGCAACAGGUAUGCAUGAGCUGGCUUCGUGGUCAAACCAACUGAAGUACAUGGGAAGCGACGUACAAUUGGGACCCAGACAUCUUCGGCUGAGCACACCGCCGAAGCAUCGGUAUAAUCGUGGGUUCCUGCUACAGCGGAUUAGGUACUAGAGGCAGGCGCUUGGCCUGGCGGUGUCGUGCUCGACCAGCACUCAUGCUGAACGCUGUAGUGUUCCGUAGACAUUGCCUGCAAUCCCCUCAUGCAACUGAUUGCGGUGUACGUAGGACUUUUUGCUGCUACCCGAUGCUGCUGUUUUGGCGAUACAGUCGUCAUGACGUCAAAGUGAAAGACCGGCGAAAGGUCACUGGUGACCGUGAAAUUGUUCCGCUUACUGUACUAUAGUCGGCCUAAGCUUGUUAUCUUGGUCUAAGAAAGCAAAGAUUGCUCCCUACUUUUCGACCUUCUCUUCC
Messenger RNA from Alternaria rosae, 1318 nucleotides. RefSeq lists its product as uncharacterized. The coding region runs from base 254 to 1018 and encodes 254 amino acids. The record is from RefSeq and is a predicted model, not a curated record. The transcript has 2 exons. NCBI's taxonomy places the organism in Eukaryota, Fungi, Ascomycota, Dothideomycetes, Pleosporales, Pleosporaceae.